AUGGCGAUCAUGACAUUAGACGUGUUUUCUCCAGCUCUUCAGGUAAAGGCACCACAGCUGGUGCUGGAGAAACAAACAGUCGGUCUGACCUGUGAAACCACAUGCAAUCUGACAGACGCAUUCAUCUGGUACAAAAAUCGACAGACUUUAAAGAUCCACAGCAAAACACUCCAGCUUCAGUCAGAGCGCAGUGAUUCUGGCCGUUACAGCUGCGCCGUCAGAGGACAUGAACAUCUGCCCUCUCCUGCUGUCAGCAUCACUGUCGUGUAUCCUCCACAGAAUGUCUCAGUGUCCAGAAAUGGAUCUGGUGAAAUAGUGGAGGGAGAUUCAGUGGCUCUGAGCUGCAGCAGUGAUUCAAACCCUCCUGCAGAAAUCAGCUGGUUCAAAGGAGAAACAUUACUGGGAUCUGGUGACACCUACAGCAUCACUGACAUUAAGUCUGAGGCCAGUGGAAACUAUUAUUGCUCUGCAAGAAAUAAACAUGGAUCUCAGGCCUCUGCUGCUGUGACUGUGAAUGUCAUGUAUCCUCCAAAGAGCAUCGCAGUGUCAAUAAAUGGAUCUGGUGAAAUAGUGGAGGGAGAUUCAGUGACUCUGAGCUGCAGCAGUGAUUCAAACCCUCCUGCUCUGAACUUCAGCUGGUUUAAGGAGAAUCAAAGUGUUGGAUCUGGACAGAGCUUCAGCAUCUCCAGCUUUAACUCCAGUCACAGUGGACGCUACUAUUGUGAGGCUCAGAAUCAACAUGGAUCUCAGAGAUCAAAGUCUGUUUCAGUCACUACAUCUGCUGGAAAUGCCUCUGAAUCUGGAGAUGAUGACAAGAUACUCUAUGCUUCUGUCCAGUGUCGCAAAAAACAUAAAGACACAAAGAAACCUGAAGAGGAUGAGAUCCAGUAUGCCAGCGUUACAGUUCGCCAACCUGCUACUGAAGCCAAAGAUGUUAACACUGCUAUUAUGGAGCUGCUGAUCAUGGCCUAUGCACUGAAGACCUCCUGUGCCAAGAACAUCAUCGGCGUGAUCCCGUACUUCCCCUACAGUAAACAGUGUAAGAUGAGGAAGAGAGGAUCUAUAGUGUGCAAACUGCUCGCUUCCAUGUUGGCUAAAGCAGGUCUGACUCAUAUAAUCACCAUGGAUCUGCACCAGAAAGAGAUCCAGGGCUUCUUUACUUUCCCUGUGGACAACCUGCGGGCUUCUCCAUUCCUGGUGUGCACUUAA
This is a messenger RNA of Sinocyclocheilus rhinocerous, 1209 nucleotides long. RefSeq names its product B-cell receptor CD22-like. Lineage: Eukaryota; Metazoa; Chordata; Actinopteri; Cypriniformes; Cyprinidae. The transcript is spliced from 8 exons. The record is from RefSeq and is a predicted model, not a curated record. Bases 1 to 1209 code for a protein of 402 amino acids.